UGUCAAGUUCGGCCAUUUGCGCGCUCCACAAGACAUUUAUACAGAGAAGUUUUCCCGAAAACAAAUAUCUUCCUCUAAUCGAUUACCGAAAACAGUGAGUUCGCAUUUCAAUUUAAUCGGAAAAGAGUUCAGAUUUAAGAUUGAAAGAUGCUGAUGGGUCAUGCUGAGGGACUAUCAAAGCUUGAGCCAGCAAAAGAUUUGUUGCUCUCUGACCCUGUCUCUGAUGUAGAUGGAGAUGAAGAAGCCGAUAUUCCCUCACACAUUCUAUACACAGCAUCAUUUAAAGAACUAGCAUCAAAAAACAUACAGUACGAUACUAUAAUAUUGUUCUCAAUAUCGCUAUGCUGGUUUUAGCAUGGGGUAUUGGGAUCAUUAUGCUGCUAUAUUUGCCUUUUAGAAGAUGUGUGAUUAAGAAGGAUAUAGCAUCACGGAAGCUCUAUGUUACAUCGACAGAAAUAGUCUACAAGGUAUCAAGGCCUUCAUUUAUACCCUUUUGCGGAGAUAGGAAAAUUGAAAAGCAUGUACCUCUAUCCUUGGUUAUUGAUGUUAUCGUUGAACAAGGUUUCUUGCAGUCAAUGUAUGGAAUUCAUAAAUUCAAAGUUGAAAGUAUAGCACGUGUUAAAGCUGCCCCAGUUGAUGAAUUGCAGGUUCAAGGGGUUUAUAAUCCUGCAUUUCUGAGGAAGGUUGUCAUAACAGAGGCUUCAAAAGCUAUACUAGAAGUCGGCAAUAGUUGGAAUCGUAAUUCCCAAAUUUCGGAUGGGGAAAGCUUGGUUCAGUGGGUCCAGCUGUUUUGAGAUCUCCAUCUAGAGUCUGGAAAGUAAAAAACAAUGGGUUCUCCUCUUCAUUCUUCGGUGGAACACAGAGGCAUUGUACCUUCAGAGUUGAUGCUUCACAGACUUGAAGAACUUAACAAGUCAGUGAAGGUGAAUUCCCUCAGUAGCCCCAUUAAAUGACAUAUUCUUGGAAAUCCCUGGAAUCCUUAUUGAGUAGCUCAGGAUAGAGAGAGAAAAGAAUUCACUUUACCGCCGUUGUUAAAGACAUAAGGCAGGUUUUGCUAAUCAUAAAAAGUUAACUUAUAAGAAUUAAGCUUUAAAAUUUAUUUUAAUUUUUAGAAUAAUGCUAUCUAGCACCAAUGGUGCUACCACACCAAUUUCGGUAGUACUAAGUGAUAGGCUUAUUGAAAUGUAAAAUUAAGUGAUUCAUGUAAUUAUAUAUCUCCUUUAAUGUCACGUUAGUGUUACCUAGGCUAUCAGUGGUAUUAAAUAGUAUUACUCUAAUUUUUGUACGGUUAAAAUUGGAGUGAAGAAGUUGAUCGUAUGUUACUUUUUACAUUCAAGAUAAGAAAAGAAGUUAUUGUGACAUGUUUUGAGGCAAAAUGUUACUUAAAAGCUUAGCCAAAUUGUUCUACAUCAUUUAUAUUUUAGAAAUAUUGGAUUGUUGUAUUUGUCUAUAGGACUUUU
Molecule: messenger RNA, 1460 nt
Organism: Olea europaea var. sylvestris
Lineage: Eukaryota; Viridiplantae; Streptophyta; Magnoliopsida; Lamiales; Oleaceae
Exons: 6
Coding region: 342-794 (150 amino acids)
Source: RefSeq, a predicted model, not a curated record